Molecule: messenger RNA, 443 nt
Organism: Drosophila navojoa
Lineage: Eukaryota; Metazoa; Arthropoda; Insecta; Diptera; Drosophilidae
Source: RefSeq, a predicted model, not a curated record
AGUUUAAUGAUCAAUGUUAAUGGUCAACAUAACAAAUGUUUUGAUUGUGUAGUCAAUAUUCACAAUUGUAGGCCACCCAAAGACCUUUUUAAAUUCACAGUACCACAAAAGGAUUCUACGAAGGCCGUACAGAGGGAAUAUGACUCGGGAUCUGAAUCGGAGGUAGAUAAGUGUAUAAGGCCUGAUAUGAAUUUAACUGGUGUUUUGAACGGUGUUCUGUGCUCCAUUACUAAAGAUAAGACCUGUGGCGUAAUAUCAAACAACUAUAAUGACGAGGGUGCUGUAUGCUGGGCGUGUGCGACAGCCUGUCAAUGUGAUCGAAUUAAAUUCUCAAAAGCUGCAAGAGAAGCAGACCUUACAUCGUUUAUCUAUUUGGAAUCUUUUCAAAUUUUAGUGUGUAUAAGCGGAUUGGGUAUUUAUUGAUACAUUUUCAAAUACCUUGA